This is a messenger RNA of Zootoca vivipara (common lizard), 5408 nucleotides long. NCBI's taxonomy places the organism in Eukaryota, Metazoa, Chordata, Lepidosauria, Squamata, Lacertidae. The record is from RefSeq and is a predicted model, not a curated record.
GUAUUUUCUUUGUCUGCAUGGAAUCCUCCAACACUGAGCUUCGUUCAAUGGGCUGGUGUUAUAAGAAAAGGAGAAAUACUUCUCUCUAUCAACAUUCUCUACCCCUAACCAUUUUAAACACUUCUCUUCUGUCCUCCCCUUACUCGCCUUGCGUCUAAACUAAAAGCCUCCAACUGUUGUAAAGGUAACUGGAAAAAAGUGAUCUUGAACAUAGUGACUGAUUUUGUUUUGAGCAAAUGAAAUAACUAUGACCCCUUUAGGGUCAUAAAUUCUCUGUGCUUGCAAAACAAAGAGCCCAUCUUUUCCUAAUGAGGAGAAGCACGCCCCUCUUCAUGAUAUACCACGCUGCUUUGAAUUAGUCUGUAUCUUGUAAAAUGAGCCAGCGAAACACGCAAUGCUCUCUCCACAGAGUGAGUUGUUUGUGUCUCGCAUGGCAUAUCACGUAAAUAGUUGCAUAAGAAGUCACACUUGCAUGCCAAACUGUGCUGCUUACAGGGCAAGCUUGACUGCCUUUUGCAUGCUCUGCCCUACUAGGAAUUGCUAACCCAGAGCUGGGGGGAACCGGAACAAAGCAAGGAAGCAUUAGCAUGCGUGAAUGUUGAAGUGUCAUGGAAAUGUGAUGCUUGCGCACCGUCUAAUUGGUGAAAUGAGGAAAGUUCUGAAAUGGAACUUAUUUGUGCUGAGUCAGAGCCAGGUUUCCCAUUUGCCUCUGGGUGGCCACUGUGAGAAUGGGAUGCUGGGCUGGAUCGGCCAUUGGCUUAAUCCAUCAGACUCAUUUUACAUUCUUGCAUUAACAGUUUUAGGGGACUUACUGGACUCUGAAGCUUUGAUUUGGAGUGAACUGUACAACCCUACAUUUUAAGAUUUUCAGGAGAGGCCGUUCUUUUUGCCCUGCCAAUAUCUGUAGCAUGUUUGGCAGAACUUAAGGCAGGGCCUUCCAAGUGGCUUCCCCCAAACUCUAGAGUUCCUUGCAAGGGAGGCCCAUGUAGCCUCUGAUUACCUUCUGUCAGUAGGAAGAAAUAGGAAGAACAUAGGAAGUUGCCUUCUAUUGAGUGGCCCUUCUAGCCUAGUAUAGUCUGCACUCUGGCUGGCAACAGCUCUCCAGGGUUUCAUGCAAAGGACAUUCCCAGUUCGGUUACCUGGAGAUACUGUCAAGGAUUGAACCUGGGACCUUCUGCAUACAAAGCAAUGUUCCACCACUGAACUUUGGCCCUCUCCUAAAGGGGAAUAUUUUUAGUCCUCUUGAUUUAUGGCCACAUGCAAUGCUGCUAUGUGUUCUACUGUCUGUUGUUGUUUGUAUUGGUUGCACAGGAAAGUUGCCAUUCCUCUAAAUUCUUCAAAGCAGACCCUUUUUGCCAGACCAUAUUCACAGAGUAAAGUUUGCACUGGCUGCCCAUAUGCUACUUGGCCAGGUCAGGCAGCGAAAUGAGAGAUCAGGUGGUCCCUGAGAUAUCCUGGACCCAAGUUGUUAAAGGGCCUUGAAAAUAAGAACAACGAACCUGGCUGGGUAGCAUAUGGGCAACCAGCACAAGCUUUCCAGCACUAGACUUAUGUGCUAGCAAUAGUCUAUCCCAAUCAAAUCAACAGUCUAGCUGCAGCAUUUUGCAUAAGCUGGAGCCUCCAGACCAGGCCAACAGAGAGAGCAUUGCAAUAAUUGAGUCUUGUCAAUCAAGCUGGACAAUUUCCUCCAGUAGAAGUUGUGGGGAAUCUUCUGCAGCAGGAAAAAAACCCGGAGUGUGUCAAACAUGGGUGAAGAGCCACUUGACUCUUCUUCCACCUAUAUGCAACCCUGCUCCUUGGUACUUGCAUAAAUGUAAGUUGAAGACGUCACUGAGAUGGUGAGUAAUGCUUCACUGCUGGACCCCCUUUUGCUUGGCAUGGGAAGGGCAGGAUGUUAAUGAAGAGGAAAACUCAGCCAGGCUUUAAGGGCAGUUUCAUAAGUUCUCCCUGCCAUUCAGCGCCCUUGCCUCCUGGGCUGUUAUCAUGUGGAUCACCCUCCGCCCCUCUGCUGAUGGGAAAGCUGGGCAUACUGUAUUCCUUUAAAAGUAAGGGAGAUAAAGGGUUCUUUCUUUGCUGUGAACUCCUGCUAAUCAGUUUACUUUGGUGCAGAGGCAAAUCAAGCAAUGGUACCCUUGGAAGGAAAAUAGGACUUGGGAAUUCAGAGCCGGGAGAGGAAGAAAGAAGCUUGCCUUUUCCCUUUUCUUUUUCUGGGACAGAGAACCAAAGGAAGAAACCAGGAGCAAGAGAGCAGAAGCCAGGAAGACACGGGUGUUGGGCUCUCCAGCGUAUUGUGCCAAAGAAGGUUCACUGGAAGCGUGUUGCAGACUCUGCAACCCCAAACCUUUGUGUGGAGCAUAUCUGGUCUCACAGCUCUGUUCUGAGACAUCUAUCCAUCUAUUCCCUUGGAGGAAGAGUGGCCACAGAGGUUUCUUGCAGGUUCCACAGCCUACAGCAUUCCCACCAAGGUGCCACCAUGUCUGUGCCAUCACCCCUGAGGGUGCUGCCCAGCCCCCCGAAUGCCACUGCAGUCAUUCCUGUGAGCAACAAGACCAAUGAGACGUUCUGCACAAGCAGCCAGCAGGUGGUGAUCCCUGGCGAACUCUUCCUGACCCUGGGGAUCCUGAGCUUUGUGGAGAACUUGUUAGUGGUGGCCGCCAUUGUCAAAAACCGGAACCUGCAUUCGCCCAUGUACUAUUUCAUCUGCUGCCUGGCUGUGUCAGACAUGCUAGUGAGUGUCAGCAACCUAGUGGAGACUCUCUUCAUGCUUUUGCUGGAGCAUGAGAUGAUGGUUGUGCAGCCCACCACCGUGAUGCACCUGGAUAACGCCAUGGACAUGCUGAUCUGCAGCUCCCUGAUGUCCUCGCUCUCCUUCCUCGGGGUCAUCGCCAUCGACCGCUACAUCACCAUCUUCUACGCCUUGCGGUAUCACAGCAUCAUGACCAUCCAGCGAGCCGUCACCAUCAUCGUGGUCGUCUGGGUGGUCAGCAGCAUCUCCAGCACCAUCUUCAUUGCCUACGAUGGCAAGGCGGUCAUCCUCUGCCUGGUCAUCUUCUUCCUCUCCAUGAUCACCCUGAUCAUGGGCCUUUACAUCCACAUGUUCAGCCUGGCUCACCAACACGCCCGCAGGAUCUCCAGCCUGCAAAGGAAGCAGUCGGCGCCCCAGUUCACUAGCAUGAGAGGGGCCAUCACCCUCACCAUCCUGCUGGGCGUCUUCUUCAUCUGCUGGGGCCCCUUCUUCCUUCACCUGAUCCUCAUCCUCACUUGCCCUGAGAAGCCCGCCUGCAACUGCUACUUCAGAUACUUCAACCUCUAUCUCAUCCUCCUCAUUUGCAACUCUGUGGUGGACCCCAUAAUUUACGCCUUCCGGAGCCAGGAGCUCAGGAGGACUUUGAAAGAGGUGGUCUUAUGCUUUUGGGGCCGGGUAGGCGGGCGUGAUAUCAAGACAAGCGGAGAAGCCCCCGAUCACAAAGCAGAGCGCUGCUGGCUUGCUGGGGAGUACGGAAAGAGGCACGCCAAGGAAGGAUGCUUUCGCGACACCGUCCGAGGCCAUCAAAGGCAAAUCCAGGACUGGGGAGGCGCCUAUAAAACCCGCCGGCAGCAGCCUGGACGCCUCCGCCAGCCGCUCCGCCAGCUGCAGCCGCCGCCCACCCACCCGCCUGCCUGCCUGCAGCCGCCCCCCCGUAGCACCAGCCGCAGCAACAUGAGGGAGAUCGUGCACAUCCAGGCGGGCCAGUGCGGCAACCAGAUCGGAGCCAAGUUCUGGGAGGUGAUCAGUGAUGAGCAUGGUAUAGACCCCAGUGGGAACUAUGUCGGCGACUCUGAGCUGCAGCUGGAAAGAAUCAGUGUUUAUUACAAUGAAGCCUCUUCUCUCAAAUAUGUUCCUCGUGCUAUCCUGGUGGACCUGGAGCCUGGCACUAUGGACAGUGUUCGUUCAGGUGCUUUUGGGCACCUCUUCAGACCAGACAACUUCAUCUUUGGACAAAGUGGUGCUGGGAACAACUGGGCAAAGGGUCAUUACACAGAAGGUGCUGAGCUGGUGGAUUCCGUCUUGGAUGUAGUGCGAAAAGAGUGUGAGAACUGCGACUGUCUACAGGGCUUCCAGCUCACUCAUUCUCUGGGUGGGGGUACGGGGUCUGGCAUGGGGACUCUCCUCAUUAGCAAAGUCCGUGAAGAAUACCCAGACCGGAUCAUGAACACUUUUAGUGUGGUGCCUUCCCCAAAAGUGUCUGACACCGUGGUGGAACCCUACAACGCUACUUUGUCCAUCCACCAGCUGGUGGAAAACACAGACGAGACCUACUGCAUUGACAACGAAGCCCUCUACGACAUCUGCUUCAGGACCCUCAAGCUGGCCACGCCCACCUACGGAGACCUCAACCACCUCGUCUCGGCCACCAUGAGUGGCGUCACCACCUCUCUGAGGUUCCCAGGGCAGCUCAACGCCGACCUCCGUAAGCUGGCCGUCAACAUGGUGCCCUUCCCUCGCCUCCACUUCUUCAUGCCCGGCUUCGCUCCGCUGACGGCCCGCGGGAGCCAGCAGUACCGAGCCCUCACUGUCCCUGAGCUCACCCAGCAGAUGUUUGACGCCAAGAACAUGAUGGCGGCCUGUGACCCCCGCCAUGGCCGCUACCUCACAGUGGCCACUGUCUUCCGAGGCCGCAUGUCCAUGAAGGAGGUCGAUGAGCAGAUGCUGGCCAUCCAGAGCAAGAACUCCUCCUACUUCGUGGAGUGGAUCCCCAACAACGUCAAGGUGGCCGUGUGCGACAUCCCUCCAAGAGGCCUCAAGAUGUCCUCCACCUUCAUCGGCAACAGCACGGCCAUCCAGGAGCUCUUCAAGCGCAUCUCGGAGCAGUUCACCGCCAUGUUCCGGCGCAAGGCCUUCCUCCACUGGUACACGGGCGAGGGCAUGGAUGAGAUGGAGUUCACAGAGGCAGAGAGCAACAUGAACGACCUCGUCUCCGAGUACCAGCAGUACCAGGACGCGACAUGUGAAGAGGAAGGAGAGAUGUAUGAAGACGACGACGACGAAUCGGAAGCCCAGGGUGCCAAGUGAAGGGCUGGGGCCACAGGCAGCGCUUGGGUUCCUCCCAGUGAGGGCCAAGCAGUGACAUGGGCCUGUCGUUCAUCGCCAUCUUUGCUGCUCAUUUGCUGAGUUGUAGACAACCAGCUCCUAGUUGCUUAUGAUUCAAGGGUUCCGAAACUUAAAAGCUGUUCAGUAUUUAAUCCCCUUCCUCUUUCUCCUCCCCCCCGCCCUAUCUUCCCUCUCCUUUGCCCCCAAGUCUUAUGAGUUAGUGCAGCUCUCUCUGUCCAUAACUUUGAUAACUUCAAGGGCCCUGGUCUUUAUUUUUUACUGGUCUCUGUCUAUUUUUAUGUUUUGGAAUACUUAAUAAAUCUAUUGCUGUCCAGCA